AUGGAUGCUGAGCAAGCGACCCUUACUUGGCGACGCGGAAACGAGAGGCCGGAUGCCGGGACGAAUGCCGCAGUCGCGUUAUCGCGAGCCUCUCCACUGGCCGAACCCACAGGAGCUCCUAAAGAACACAACCGCACGCACCGCCGGAUGGGUGGCUGGCUGGCUGACUCGCCGGGUCCGGGGUCCGGUCGGUCCACUGCUGUGUGUCCUGCGAACCCAGGCCUGAACCGACGGCCGUCGAGGGUUGACGGAGGCGACGAAUGCCACGGACAUCCCGGCUGCCGUGGUGAUUCAGAGGGCCAGGGGGGGUCGUCGUCCCCUGCGAGCAUGACAUCGCGAGAGCGUGCCGUCGAGGAGUACUUAACGUGCGCAACCGCCGGCGAAAAGGGUCCGUCUCCUGCCAUGCUCCCCUCCUCCCCUCCUCCCCUCCCCCCGGAGCAGGCUCUCGCCAUGGCUCCCUCGGCCCUGAGCCCCUCGAGCUGCGCCGAGCGCCAGGUGUUUGCGCGGAAGCCGCACGGCCGGAGGUCUCGCUCCCACAGCGGCUCCGACUCGUCGGACGCCUCGGUCGCCUCCAUCAAGCUCAACGACGGCCACUCCAUCCCCCAGGUGGCGCUCGGCGUGUACAAGGCGCCCAACGGGCGGGAGACGGAGGAUGCCGUGACGGCGGCCCUCGACGCCGGCUACCGCCACAUCGACUCGGCGGCGCGGUACGCCAACGAGGAGGCGUGCGGGCGCGCCAUCCGCCGCUGGCUCGAGGAGACGGGCACGCGGCGCGAGGACGUGUUCGUCUGCUCCAAGCUGUGGGACGCCGACCACGGCUACGAGGCCACCUUUAACGCCCUCUGCUCGUCGCUGAGCAAGUUUGGGCUCGACUACCUCGACCUGUACCUCAUCCACUCGCCGGCCGACGACGAGGAGAAGCGGCUCGAGAGCUGGCGCGCGCUCGAGACGGCGCAGAGACUGGGCAAGGUCAAGUCGAUUGGCGUGUCCAACUUUGGCGCCGCGCAGAUCGAGAAGCUGCUCGAGAAGGGCACGGUGGUGCCGGCCGUCAACCAGGUCGAGGUGCACCCCUUCUGCCAGCGCGAGGCUCUCGUCAAGCUCUGCAACAGGCACGGCAUCAAGAUCGAGGCCUACUCGCCGCUCGCGCGGGGGAACAAGCUCGAGGACCCCACGAUCAAGGCCAUGGCCGACAAGUACGGCAAGACGGCGGCCCAGAUCCUGCUCAACUGGAACGCGGCCCGCGGCAACGUGGUGCUGCCCAAGAGCCUGACGGCCAGCCGGAUCCAGAGCAACCUCGAGAGCUUCGACUUUGAGCUCGCCGGCGAAGACAUGGAAGCCAUCAACGCCCUCGGUUCGGAAAACUACGUCACGGGCAGCAUGCACAAGUCUCGCGACUGA
Molecule: messenger RNA, 1398 nt
Organism: Drechmeria coniospora
Lineage: Eukaryota; Fungi; Ascomycota; Sordariomycetes; Hypocreales; Ophiocordycipitaceae
Product: 2,5-diketo-D-gluconic acid reductase A
Exons: 2
Coding region: 1-1398 (465 amino acids)
Molecular function (GO): oxidoreductase activity
Source: RefSeq, a predicted model, not a curated record